This is a messenger RNA of Coniosporium apollinis CBS 100218, 426 nucleotides long. RefSeq lists its product as uncharacterized. Lineage: Eukaryota; Fungi; Ascomycota; Dothideomycetes. Bases 1 to 426 code for a protein of 141 amino acids. The transcript has 2 exons. The record is from RefSeq and is a predicted model, not a curated record.
AUGGACGGGCUGUCAGGGCCUGCGAGCGUCAUCGCCAUCGUUUCCCUCACCAUCCAGCUCGCUGAUAGCAUCAACAAGCUGUGUGGUCUCUUCAGCUCGAUCCGCAAUGCUCCAGAAGAUAUCAAAUCCAUAUUGAAAGACCUGCAGGUUCUGGAAACCGUGCGGAAAAGUAUACAGCACAACCAAGAGCUAUACGGCCCACACCAAGAAGUAGCAGCUGCCUUGCAAGGGUGUCAUCAGGAACUUCUGGCCCUGCAAGCCAUUGUCGAUGAUCUUGCGCCCGGGUUCGCCAUGCGGAACAGUUUUCAAAGAAAAUGGAAUGCAAUACGGAGUGUCUCGAAAAGCGAAAAGAUGAAGGAUUUCCGCGCGAGAUUACAGGAAGCUAAGACCACAUUAAUAUUGGCACUGCAGAGUUCUCUGAGGUAG